CCUGAUAGUCAACUAAUCGGUAAUUUGUCACUUGACUGUAUGCAGAUGCCAGAGUGACAAGGGAACCAUCUGUGUCAUUUUCCAAAUCUCAAUCUUCUCCAUUUUUUCUAUUAAACUUUGAAAAUUGAUUCCCCCAAUUUUCCAAACAUCACUCCCAAUGCUCAUAACCUCUCAUUAAUUUAUUCAUUUCAAUACAAUUAACAUUAGAAACCACCUGCAACAAGUUAAAAUUUUAUCAUUUUAGUUACUCGAGGAGCUUCGAUUCCAACAAGAUUAAACAAAAAACACAACAUUUUGUCUUCAGAACUGUAGAAACCAACCUCAUUCCAAUUUUAACUCAAGUGUCCCUUUAUUUUAGGUUUUUUUGCAAGAAAUCUUUCUAGGUAUCGCGUGUUUGCAGUGAAAGAUCUAAAGGGCCUUGUUUUUUGGGGAAGAUUUUGUCGGAAUCAAUCGUAGUUAACAGAAUGAAGUUUGUCAUUAUGCUGGUGGUUUUGUUUAGGGUUUCUGUUUCAAUGGUGGGUGCUUCCGAUAGCCUUCUUUCUCCAAAGGGCGUCAACUAUGAAGUGGCUGCAUUGAUGUCUAUGAAGAAUAAAAUGAUCGAUGAAUAUCAUGUGCUUGAUGGAUGGGACAUCAAUUCUGUUGAUCCUUGUACUUGGAACAUGGUCGCUUGUUCUUCUGAGGGUUUUGUAAUUUCUCUUGAAAUGGCUAGUACUGGAUUGGCAGGAACAAUAUCAUCAAGUAUUGGGAAUUUGGGACAUCUUCAUACAUUGUUACUACAAAACAAUGCAUUAUCUGGUUCAAUUCCAGCUGAAAUUGGAAAACUUACAGAAUUAGAAACUCUUGAUUUAUCAAGUAAUGAGUUUGUAGGCGAAAUCCCAAGUUCAUUGGGAUCCUUGACUCGUUUAAGUUAUCUGAGGCUCAACAAAAACAAGUUGUCAGGGGAUAUUCCUGGACCUGUGGCAAACCUCACAGGUCUUUCAUUCUUGGAUGUGUCAUUCAAUAAUCUCAGUGGUGCUUCGCCAAAAAUAAGAGCUAAAGACUACAAGAUUACAGGGAACAAUUAUCUUUGCACUUCAUCCUCAUUAAAUUGUAUCAAUGUCCCCAAAGUGGCUAAUGAAGCUAAUUCUAACAAGAAAAUAGACAACAAGCACCAUUGGAUUGUGUCUGUUAUGGUGGGAGUUAGUUGCACAUUUGUGAUUUCUAUUAUGCUUCUUGUUUGUGGGGUCCACUGGUAUCGAUCUCGCCUUAUAUGUACAUCUUAUGUGCAACAAGAUUAUGAAUUUAAUGUGGGGCAUUUGAAAAGAUUUACAUUUCGUGAAUUGCAAGUGGCAACAGGGAAUUUUAGUUCCAAGAAUAUUUUAGGACAAGGGGGAUUUGGAGUGGUUUACAAAGGGUGUCUUGUAAAUAAGACUUUGGUGGCUGUGAAAAGACUAAAAGACCCUAAUUUCUCAGGGGAAGUGCAAUUUCAGACUGAACUUGAGAUGAUAAGCUUGGCAUUACAUAGGAAUCUUUUACGUCUUUAUGGGUUUUGUUUGACUUCGGAUGAAAGAUUACUUGUUUACCCUUAUAUGCCUAAUGGAAGUGUUGCAGAUCGAUUGAGAGACUGUGGUCAUGAAAGGCCAAUUUUGGAUUGGAGUAGACGGAUGCAUAUUGCACUUGGAGCUGCAAGGGGACUUGUGUAUUUACAUGAACAGUGUAAUCCGAAGAUAAUCCAUAGAGAUGUAAAAGCUGCAAAUAUUUUGUUAGAUGAGAAUUUUGAAGCAGUUGUCGGUGAUUUUGGUCUUGCUAAGUUGUUAGACCCCCGCGAUUCACAUGUCACAACUGCUGUUCGUGGUACUGUGGGCCACAUCGCACCUGAAUAUCUCUCCACUGGACAAUCCUCUGAAAAAACGGAUGUUUUUGGAUUUGGGAUUCUUUUGUUGGAACUUAUAACGGGUCAAAAGGCAUUAGAUGCAGGAAAUGGUCAACUUCAAAAGGGAAUGAUUCUUGAUUUGGUUAGAACUUUAUACGAAGAAAAACGACUACAAGUAUUAAUAGAUCGAGAUCUUAAUGGUUGUUAUGACAAAGAAGAGCUUAAUGAAGCUGUAAAACUUGCUCUUGUUUGCACUAUUGCACAACCAAAUUCUAGACCAAAAAUGUCACAAGUCAUGAAGGUUCUAGAAGGUAUCACUGGUCAACCGGUCAAUUUAGAAGACACACAAACGGGACCCACACAACCAUGUGAGGGAACGAGUUUUAGUUUUUUCAAAAAUCAUAGUGAUGCUCAUGAUGGGUCUUCGUUUAUAAUUGAAGCAAUGGAGCUAUCAGGACCCCGGUGACAGAUUUUGAAUUAGUUGUGGUGUAAUUGUGAAUAUUUAAAGUUUAGGGGUUGUGGUUUUAGAAAGUUUUUGUAAAGAGAUGUAGCCAAAGUUUUGUAGUCAAGGAUGAUGACAUGGCUUUGACAUUUUGAGUACCUAUUUGAAAUAUUGUAAGAAUUUCAAAAAUUGCACUUGGU
Lactuca virosa is the source of this 2494-nucleotide messenger RNA. NCBI's taxonomy places the organism in Eukaryota, Viridiplantae, Streptophyta, Magnoliopsida, Asterales, Asteraceae. The record is from the annotation of a GenBank genome assembly.